Molecule: messenger RNA, 994 nt
Organism: Brachypodium distachyon (stiff brome)
Lineage: Eukaryota; Viridiplantae; Streptophyta; Magnoliopsida; Poales; Poaceae
Exons: 4
Coding region: 135-668 (177 amino acids)
Molecular function (GO): metal ion binding
Source: RefSeq, a predicted model, not a curated record
UGGCCAGUGGCCAACCACAGCAACAUCCUUUGUUCCUCCACCUUUUGCUCGGUACUAUAACAUAUGAUCACACUGUUCCUGGAGAAUAUAAGUAUCAAGACCACGUAAUGCAGGGUCCAAGUGAAUAAGUGAUAAUGGGAAAGGAACGGCACAAGGACAAUGCAUUGAAGACUUAUGUUCUGAAGGUGAACAUGCACUGCUGCUGUAAUGGUUGCAUCAAGAAGAUCAAGGAUGGGGUAAAAGAGAUCAUCCUUUCAGAAGGGGUGGACAGUGCUGAUCUGGUGGUGGAGAAAUCAGAGGUAACAGUGGUCGGGACAAUGGACCCAGAAAAUCUCUGCUGUUUGUUUCAUGAACUGACACGGAAGGAUGUGAAGAUAGAAACCCGAAGAAACAUGUCUGGAGGAGGUACUACACCAUCUCAAGAGACCAAUAAUCGAGAUGGUCAGGCCCCUCCCGACUCAUUUGCCCGAGAGACUACCGGAAGACUGCGAAACAGCCUCAGUGCCUCCCCCGUAAUGCCAAGCGCCCCGCCGCUACCGGAGACAUGGAGGGGCCAAGCCGUGCCUUCGGAGCGAUGUGCAUACCGCUGGUCGGCACCUUCUGCCGGUGCGCUUUGCGUGUGGACCGCAUCUGACGUCGCGGGGAUAUUGGCGGUCUAUGAACUCUGAAGGCUUAAACAGCACCGUGUCAGCUGAUGCUGCGUGACAUACUCCGUCAUCAUCACUAGAUAAAUAGAUCAAUGCAACUUGACGAGGAUCUGCUGUUGUCUUUGGAGAAGAUAAGGACCGUAGAAAUAGCAUGGGUUCUCUUGGUAGUACAACAGUAGAAGACGACGACACCACUGGAACAAUUAUACUCUUACAGCAGUGGAAAUAUGAUGUAUCUGUAUUUGGGUGCCCUUUAGAUGUUUCUUCUUCUUUUUCUAGAUAUGUAGCCCUGGUGGCAUAUAUUUUCUAUCAGGAAGCUGGAGGCUUUACUGCCUCCUUUUCACAAA